GAACAUCUCUCGACUGCUGCACCAAUCAGGCACCUUGUUGUGAUACAGGAUCAUGAACUUUGAGCUCGUUCUACUUGAACAUAGAAAUAAAUUGUGCAAAUCCUGCUGUGUGCCGUUAACAGCCAGUUGCAACAGAUCCACUAUACGUCUGCCUUGUUUCAGAUAUCCUUUUGAUAUGGAGAACAAUCUUUGCGUAGUACUGCAUUCAAAGGGGGACCUCCGAUUGGAAGAGCGACCAAUCCCUGAACCUGGACCUAACGAUGUAUUACUGCGGAUGCAUUCGGUGGGGAUCUGUGGCUCUGACGUGCACUACUGGCAGCACGGGCGGAUCGCGGACUUUGUGGUGAAACAGCCAAUGGUGCUGGGGCACGAGGCCGCAGGGAGGGUGGUCAAGGUCGGCUCGGCAGUCAAGCACCUCAAUGUUGGGGACCGUGUGGCUGUCGAGCCAGGGGUUCCUAGAGAAAUGGACGAUUUCUUAAAAUCUGGACGCUACAACCUGUCACCCACCAUCUUCUUCUGUGCCACGCCCCCCGACGACGGCAACCUCUGUCAAUACUACAAGCAUUGUGCCAACUUCUGUUACAAGCUUCCUGACAACGUGACCUUCGAGGAGGGCGCGCUGAUUGAACCACUGUCCGUGGGAAUCCACGCGUGUCGGCGGGCUGGGGUCACCCUCGGAACAACCGUCUUAAUCUGUGGCUCCGGGCCUAUUGGGCUGGUCUGUUUGCUUGUGGCCAAAGCAAUGGGUGCCUCAGUGGUUGUCAUCACAGAUCUAUCCUCGGAGCGUUUGAAGAUGGCCCAGGAGGUAGGGGCUGACUUUCCACUGUUGGUGACGAGAGAGGACUCGGCACAGGACGUAGCCCAGCGAGUGGCGGGAAGGCUGGGGAAGCAGCCACACGUCACCAUUGAGUGCACCGGAGCGGAGAGCAGCAUACAAACCGCCAUCUAUGCUACCCGGUCUGGCGGUGUGGUGGUCCUGGUGGGUCUGGGUGCAGAGAUGGCCAGCGUUCCUUUGGUCAACGCCGCGGUCCGUGAGGUUGACAUCCGCGGGGUGUUCCGCUACUGCAAUACCUGGCCCAUGGCCAUCGCCAUGCUGGCGUCGGGGAAGGUGAACGUGAAGCCACUGGUGACCCACCGCUUCCCCCUGGAGGAGGCCGCUCAGGCCUUUGAGACCACACGCCAAGGUCACGGGGUCAAGGUCAUGCUGAAGUGUGAUCAAAGCGACCAAACGCCAUGAUGAUGCUAGAAGAGACACACAGUCUAACAGCCACAGUCAGAGACAUACACACACACUGAUAUACUGCCUUUUUACAUCCGAAACAGAAUAAAUGAAUGACAUUAAUAAAUGUUUAGUAAAUACCAUGUGAUCCCAUUUGGUUACUUACCUGCAUUAUUUAAAAUGGGCAUUAGGGGACUCAAGUCACAAGAUUUUAUAAGCCAUUCCAUAGAUAAUCAGACAGAUCGAGACAAUAAAAAGAGUGCCGGUGUUUCCAAACCUGCGGGUUGCGAUUGCUUGAAAUGCAUAUUGUGGGAGAUUCAGUCAUAUAAGCUAAAUGUGUUAGAUUCAUUAUGACCAAGAGCAGCCUAAUGACUCUUUGACAAAAGCAAAUUACUAACAACAACUUCAUUGGGACAUAACUUGCAUAUGUUGAUGGAUAACAUCUGCAAUAACGAUACACAUUACACUGCAUAACAAUGUUAUACGUUUGGAGCCCAUAAAGGGUUUGGAACCGAAGAUUAAAUAAGCAUCCAGGUAAACUGA
Molecule: messenger RNA, 1762 nt
Organism: Gadus morhua (Atlantic cod)
Lineage: Eukaryota; Metazoa; Chordata; Actinopteri; Gadiformes; Gadidae
Gene: sord
Product: sorbitol dehydrogenase
Exons: 9
Coding region: 53-1237 (394 amino acids)
Biological process (GO): D-sorbitol catabolic process
Molecular function (GO): zinc ion binding; L-iditol 2-dehydrogenase (NAD+) activity
Source: RefSeq, a predicted model, not a curated record